Molecule: messenger RNA, 1686 nt
Organism: Penicillium subrubescens
Lineage: Eukaryota; Fungi; Ascomycota; Eurotiomycetes; Eurotiales; Aspergillaceae
Product: acyl--CoA ligase
Exons: 4
Coding region: 1-1686 (561 amino acids)
Biological process (GO): secondary metabolic process
Molecular function (GO): CoA-ligase activity
Source: RefSeq, a predicted model, not a curated record
AUGCCAUAUAAAUCCCGCUGGCAAAUCAACGUGCCCAACACCCACCUCGCCUCUCUCCUCCUCACCUCCCCCACAGCACCACUCUCCCAAACAAAACGAUGCUACCUCGAAGCCGCCCGCCCAGACACCCACUACUUCACGCCCCAUGAUUUCCGCCUCUGGAGCCAACGCUUCGCAGCAGGCCUGCGCAAAGCCGGGCUGAAACCCGGUGAUCGCGUCCUCCUCUUCUCUGGAAAUGACCUGUUCUUCCCCGUCGUGUUCAUGGGCAUCAUCAUGGCCGGUGGCAUCUUCACCGGUGCGAAUCCAACAUACGUCGCCCGUGAACUAGCCUUCCAACUGGAAGAUAGCGGGGCGAAGUUCCUCAUCUGCGCGGCGGCUAGUUUAGAUACCGGUAUUGAAGCUGCGCGGAUGGCGGGGAUGCCGCGGGACAAGGUCUUUGUCUUUGACAAUGCGAUUUAUGACGGCCAAGGCCAGGGACAGAAGGGGUGUGCUUACUGGGGUGAAUUGGUAGCCUCGGCAGAGGAAGGACGCGGGUUUACCUGGGAGGAACUGAACACACCUGCUUUGGCGGAUACAACACUCGCCCUGAACUAUUCCUCCGGCACGACAGGACGACCCAAGGGCGUGGAGAUCACGCACAAGAACUACGUCUCAAACAUGCUGCAAUACACACACAUGGGCACAUUAUACCCGGACUACGAAGAGCGACGGGCUCGUGCACGCUGGCUCUGUUUCCUGCCCAUGUAUCACGCCAUGGCGCAGAAUAUCUUCAUUGCGGCCGCAUUAUACCGACAAACCCCCGUUUAUAUCAUGCCCAAGUUUGACUUUAUUCGGAUGUUGGAGUAUACGCAGAAAUUCCGGAUUACGGAUUUCAUUCUUGUGCCGCCGGUGGUGGUGGCGUUGGCUAAGCAUCCGGCGGUUAAGAAUUAUGAUCUAAGCAGUGUGGAGAGUGUGGGGAGUGGUGCGGCGCCGUUGGGGAGGGAGGUUUGUGUUGAGGUGGAGAAGUUGUGGCCGGAGGGGAAGAUUAAUAUCAAGCAGGGUUGGGGGAUGACUGAGUCCACAUGUUCCAUCCUGGGCUGGGACCCAAGAGAGAAGAGUUUCUCUGCCUCUGUCGGCGAACUAAACGCCAACUGCGAGGCAAAGAUCGUGGCCGACGAUGGGGUCACCGAGAUCCUGGAGCGCAACCAGAGAGGCGAGCUGUGGGUGCGCGCACAGAAUGUCAUGAAGGGGUACUGGCAUAACCCCAAGGCAACAAAGGAGACUAAGACCGAGGAUGGAUGGCUUCGGACUGGAGAUAUUGCCUAUGUGGAUGACAAGGGGAAGUUCCAUGUCGUGGACCGGAUGAAGGAAUUGAUCAAGGUCAAGGGCAACCAGGUUGCCCCCGCCGAACUGGAAGCACUCCUCCUCGAGCAUCCAGCCGUGGCAGAUGUAGCCGUCAUUGGCGUCACAAUCAACAAUGACGAACGACCCCGAGCAUACAUCGUCCUCAAACCCGGUCAAUCAGCCACUGCCGAUGACAUCGUCCACUUCAUGGAUGGCAAAGUCUCGGCAACCAAGCGGAUCACCGGCGGGGUGGUUUUCCGCGAUGUGAUCCCCAAGAAUCCCUCCGGCAAGAUCUUGCGCAAGGUGCUGCGGGAACAGGCGGUUGUGGAGCUGAAGCAGGGAAGUGUCAGUGCUAAAUUGUAG